CGAAGUGAGUGACGUUUUGAUUGUCAAAGAUGAUUAAUAUUGCCGGUGUUGUGAGCAUUGUGCUCUUCUAUUUGCUCAUCUUAUUUGUGGGUAUUUGGGCCGGACGUAAGAAGGAAGCUGGUAAUGAUUCCGAAGAGGAGGUUAUGUUGGCUGGCCGCUCCAUUGGCUUGUUUGUUGGUAUCUUCACUAUGACGGCAACCUGGGUCGGUGGUGGUUACAUCAAUGGUACUGCCGAAGCUAUUUACACCUCCGGCUUGGUAUGGUGUCAGGCACCAUUUGGCUACGCUUUAAGUCUGGUCUUUGGUGGCAUUUUCUUUGCCAACCCGAUGCGUAAACAAGGCUACAUUACAAUGUUGGACCCGCUGCAAGACUCCUUUGGUGAACGUAUGGGUGGUUUGUUAUUUUUACCCGCACUCUGCGGUGAAGUGUUUUGGGCUGCUGGCAUAUUGGCAGCAUUGGGCGCCACACUUUCAGUUAUCAUUGAUAUGGAUCAUCGAACAUCGGUUAUUCUAUCUUCGUGCAUUGCUAUAUUUUAUACCCUGUUUGGCGGGUUGUAUUCUGUGGCGUAUACCGAUGUUAUACAACUAUUUUGUAUUUUUAUUGGCCUAUGGAUGUGCAUACCGUUUGCCUGGGCCAAUGACCAUGUGAAGAGUUUAUCGUCAAUGGAUGUUGAUUGGAUUGGUCAUGUGGAUCCGGAUCAACGAUGGUUUUAUAUAGACUAUGGGUUGUUGCUGAUAUUUGGUGGUAUACCGUGGCAGGUAUAUUUCCAACGUGUAUUGUCAAGUAAAACAGCUGGACGAGCCCAAGUAUUAUCCUAUGUUGCAGCGGCUGGUUGUAUUUUAAUGGCUAUCCCACCGGUACUGAUUGGCGCUAUUGCCAAAGCUACUCCUUGGAAUGAAACAGCAUACACUGGACCCUAUCCACUAACCGUGCAAGAAACUAGCAUGAUUUUACCAAUGGUCUUACAGUAUUUGACUCCCGAUUUUGUAUCGUUCUUCGGUUUGGGUGCUGUCUCCGCAGCGGUUAUGUCUUCGGCCGAUUCUUCCGUUUUAUCGGCAGCCUCAAUGUUUGCCCGCAACGUAUACAAACUGAUAUUCCGACAGAAGGCUUCCGAAAUGGAAAUUAUAUGGGUAAUGCGUGGAGGUAUUAUUGUUGUGGGUAUAAUGGCCACAAUCAUGGCUCUGACAAUACCCUCCAUUUAUGGUUUAUGGUCCAUGUGUUCCGAUCUGGUGUAUGUAAUUCUAUUCCCCCAACUGCUGAUGGUUGUCCACUUCAAGAAGCACUGCAACACUUAUGGCAGUCUGGCUGCAUAUCUGAUUGCAUUGUUCAUACGCUUAUCGGGUGGCGAAUCUUUACUUGGUUUACCAGCCCUCAUCCAUUAUCCGGGCUAUGAUGCCGAGAAUGAAACACAAUUGUUCCCCUUCCGCACAAUGGCCAUGUUGGUUAGUUUAGUGACAUUGGUUGUAGUUUCAUGGUGGACAAAAAUGAUGUUCGAAUCGGGUAAACUGCCGCCAAGUUAUGAUGUUUUCCGUUGUGUAGUUAAUAUACCUGAAGAUGUACAAAGAGUUGGAGAGCCGGCGGAAUGUGGAGAACAGCUCUCUGUUAUGGCCGGUCCCCUGGGUAGAUCGUAUGGCGCCGCCACAAUGGCUGGCAAAGAUGAACGUAAUGGUCGCAUUAAUCCCGCCCUUGAAACGGACGAUGAUCUUCCGGUGGCCGAAGCAAGGCGUCUAAAUCAACAAACGGCACAAGAACAGGUACAAAAAAUGAUCAGCUCUGCUACAGGACAAAAUCGAAGAGAUUCCUGUAGCAGUGGUGGUGGUGGAGGUGGCGGAGGCGGCUUUGGUGGAGGUAUGGCAAUGCCAACUGCUGAUCAAGACAAUACUGCCUUUUAA
Messenger RNA from Musca vetustissima, 1892 nucleotides. It is a transcript of the gene ChT, whose product is annotated as high-affinity choline transporter 1. Gene Ontology annotation, molecular function: choline:sodium symporter activity. The transcript has 8 exons. Gene Ontology annotation, cellular component: plasma membrane. The record is from RefSeq and is a predicted model, not a curated record. NCBI's taxonomy places the organism in Eukaryota, Metazoa, Arthropoda, Insecta, Diptera, Muscidae. Gene Ontology annotation, biological process: acetylcholine biosynthetic process; transmembrane transport; choline transport. Bases 30 to 1892 code for a protein of 620 amino acids.